CCCAUGGCUGCCAGGCGUCACACCAGUUUAUAAUAAGGACCCCCAAAAAAGUUGUCGAGUGAACGGGACUGAAAGAGAGUGAAAAAACAGAACCCUUCCCACUUUCCUAAAAUCACGGGGAGUGACUGUGACAAGAGGAAGGGGACAGAGAGAGAGGGAGAGGGAGAGAGAGAGAGAGAGAGAGAGAGAGAGAGAGAGAGAGAGAGAGAGAGAGAGAGAGAGAGAGAGAGAGAGAGCUGAAGAAGCCCUCGCAGGAUUUCACCACAUUUAUUUCAGGACCAACACAGACCGGAACAGACCACAACCCGAUCACUGGACCCGGACUGAUAAUCAAUAGCUUGUAUUAGUCGCGGAGUGAGGACUCUCGGAGGAGCAUGCGGCUCGGUUUACUAUGCAGGCUUUGUGUCCUGUGGGGUUUUGUGGUGGUCACGACCUCCGUGGCCAAGACAGCCAAGAGGAAGGUGACAGGCAGACGGUCCAGACAGGUGUUUGAGGCGGAGCCUGUGGAGGGAGUGUGGUCUGUGUGGGGGGAGUGGCCUGACUGCUCGCAAACCUGCGGUGUAGGCGUGUCACAGAGAAGCAGGACGUGUUUACCACCCCCUCCUCCCAUCUCCCACCCUCCACCUAACUGGGCAGGUUAUUUGCCCGGGGGCAUCGGAGGUCCAGUCAUCUCACCUGUGCGCCCCUAUUACCUUCCUCGUUACCCCGGGCAAAACCAGCCUUAUCACUCUCCGCCGAUCUCCACCAAUCACAACCAAGGUGUGUCUCUGUAUCGGAAUACCAACCCCGGGGGAGGAGGAGAUCCGGUGCCAGGACAGGCCAAUCAAAACCCUCCUUUUUACCAGGCAGAAUUGUCCCCAACCAAUCAAGACCACGCGUCUGCGUACCGAUCGCCCUAUCACGGUCCUUCUCACGGCUACAACCAGCCAGCACGCACCAUCAGGAGGCCGACCAAUCCAGGAGCAUCGAGGGCUGCAGGAGGCGGGAGCAGAAGGUCAAUUGCUCCAAAUCGGGAGGGUUUGCCUGCGAGGAGGUCUUCCGCCAUCCGUCCUGGUCAGUUUGGGUACGGCAGGGUCCCGUUUUCUCUGCCUCUGCACCGCCCCAACCGACAGGCUCGCCACACUGUUAACGGGACUGAUGCUGAAACAUCGCCUGCGCCCAAUGAAGACGAUGCAGAGAACAACAGGAACGAGGACGAGGACGAGGACGAGGACACGGGGAGUGAUGGAGAGGACAGGAAGCCAGCGAGGCGUGAGGAUGAGGAGGUCUCUGAGGAACCUGCUGCUGAGGAGGUUCCCACAACAACCACCACAACUGGCAACCCACAACGCCAUGUUGACCGACCCCCGCAAACUAAUACAGAGCACGGGAGGGCAAGAGAGCGAGCCCCACCUUCUCACUUCUUCUCACGCUCCUCAUCGCCAGCUCUCCUACCCAAACGCCACAGGUUUGACUGGCACUCCGUCACCGCGCCGCCUCCUCCCAUCCCUCCUCUCUCCCGCCCCAACUCCCCUGCCGUCGCUCCACCUUUUUCCUCUCCUCUCCACCGCUCCAGCCCCAUGCACAGAGACAGGGAGCUCCAACCAGGCUUUAGCCCCCACGUCCCACCCACCGGCGACAUCUACCCGCUGCAGCACCCCCACAUCCCGCACCUGGGAGUGGAAUCAGGCAGAGAUGGAGGAAGAGCUGCUCCUCAAGUCAUUCGAUGCUCUGGGCCGGAGAAGGAGUACCGCAGGUGCUUCUCGCAGGUGUGUGGAGGAGGUGUGUUAGACUCCAGAGCAGAGCAGUGUGCUGCCUUUAACACCAAGGAGUUCAUGGGUCGCCUCUACAACUGGGAACCUUUCACUGAGGUUGGUGCGGACAAACAGUGCGAGCUGACCUGCAGACCUUCGGGCUAUCGUUUCUAUGUCCGCCAGGCCGAGCGUGUCAGAGACGGGACCCCCUGCUUUAACAUCAGCUCCAACGAUGUGUGUGUAGAGGGGCGAUGUCUGACCGAAGGUUGCGACGGGGUGCUGGGCUCCGGCUCUGUGAUUGACAAGUGUGGAGUGUGUGGUGGGCGGGAGAGCUCCUGUCGAAAGGUGACGGGAAGUUUCCAAAAUGUCUCGGUUCCCAUUGGUUACCACAAGAUCCUGGACAUCCCGCCAGGAGCUACAUUCAUUAACAUCACAGAAAGGCGAGCCAGCCCUAAUUACCUGGCCAUGAGGAGUGGCACAGGGGCUUCGGUGGUGAACGGGCGGUGGGCUGUGGACCCUCCUGGGGAGUACCAGGCAGCAGGGACUACUUUCACCUACACCAGACCUAGAGCACAGGCGGAGGGGGAGGAAGAGAAAGGCGAGUCCCUCGGGGCUCCAGGACCAACCACCACACAGCUACAGCUCUAUAUCAUUUUUCACAAGGAGAACCCGGGCAUCGACUAUGAGUUUUAUGUCCCCGUGGAGAAAAAGGAGGUAGAGAGGGAGAGGCUGACGGAGAAUGAGAGGGAGGCACCCAGAGAGAGGCCGAGGGAGCGAGAGCCAGGCAGGGCACCCCUUCGCAGUCCUCUCACUGUGUCGAUAGAAGAGCCUCCUCCUGCUCCUCCUCCCAUUUCGGUCCCUUCUUUCCCCUCAUCCUCCUCCACCUCUUUGUUUUCUCCCCCCUCCUCGGACCGAUUGACACCUGAGAGGUCACGUCCUCGAGGCUCUGGACCCAAUAGGAAUGCUCGGUUCCCCCCUCGCACUGACCUGCCACCGGACACUCAGCCGCCAUUUGUGUGGAGGAGAGGAGGACUCACAGAGUGCUCUGCUUCCUGUGGCAGAGGUUCUCAGAACAGAGUCAUUCUGUGUAUAAACCGACAUACAGACGAGGAAGUCCCGGAGAGGAAGUGUGACUCUGCAGCCAAGCCGGUUCCUGAGGAGGAGCCUUGUAACACACAUCCCUGCCCACCAUUCUGGGAGGCCAGUUCAUGGUCAGAGUGCAGUGUGUCCUGUGGCCCUGGGGUGCAGCAGAGGCAGCUCCAGUGCAGGCAGAGCUUUGGGAACCGCUCCACCAUGGUCCACCCGCAGCGCUGUGCCAACCUCACCCCACCAGAGUCCACACAGGCGUGUCAGAUCGGCCUCUGCUCACAUUGGGAGGUCAGCUCCGACUGGAGCGCGUGCUCUGUGGACUGUGGAGUUGGGAGGAGGACGAGGAGUGUGCGCUGCCUUAGCGAUCAGGGCAGCGUGGUGAACGAAAAAGAGUGCAACUCCAGGGCUCGCCCACAAGGAAGUGAGGAGUGCAACAUGGGCCCCUGUGUAAUCAACUGGUACUUCACUGACUUCUCCAAUACGUGUUCGGCGCUGUGUGGCCCUGGGGUGCAGAGGAGGGAGGUGGUGUGUCUGACUCGAGGAGCGGUCCGAGAGGGUGGAGGAGGAGGGGACUGUGUUGGGGAUAAACCAGCAGAGAUGAAGGCCUGCAACGGGGGUCCCUGUGUACCAACAACCAUGUGGUACAGCAGCCCCUGGACACAGUGUAAUGUCCCCUGUGGGAAUGGAACUCAGCGACGAGACAUUAUAUGUGUCCAGAAGAUAGGGAAUGAUUUUACCGUCGCACCAGCCAAUGAGUGUGCUCAUCUGGAGAAACCUGCUGCAGUCCAGCAGUGUGAGAUGGGAGAGUGUGAACCACAGUGGUUCACAACCGAGUGGAGCGCGUGCUCACGUUCUUGUGGGAAAGGCUUACAAAUGAGGGAGGUACGGUGUCUGGAGACGGAAAAAAAGCACAGCCACGAAUGUGAUUUGAGCACCAAACCUGAACGGGAGCAAAUCUGCAAUACAAUACCCUGCAGUCCACAAGUCGCAGAUGAAAACUGCCGGGACAGACGUCACAACUGUGUGGUGGUGGUUCAGGCCAGGAUGUGCGUCUACACCUACUACAAGACCGCCUGCUGUGCCUCGUGUACCCAGAGUGCUCAGCGUGCCAAGAGGCACUGACCAGCCAACCACACAUACAGCCCGGGUGUGUGAGAAGUCAAGGAUUAGGUCAAAAGCUGAUCCCCCUGAAAUACAAAGUCUGUAAAGCCCAGAAUAGGCAUACACCUUGUGGUGGCUGUGAGAUAACAUUUAGCUAAUUCCUCCUGAUUCUUCAGGUAAAACACUGUGAAAGCAGCCGGUUCCUUUUUUCCAGUUCUCUGUAUUCAAUUAAGUUGUCUUUUAGAACCACAUAUUCCACUGAGAGCGCAUCUGUUUACUUUGUAUGUUAGCUUUAACAGGUUCAUAAUGUGUCACACAAGGCUGAGUGAUGCAUUGUUGUCAUUUCUUAGGCUGAUAGAUUAUAAUGGAAGAUGACACCGCCGUGUUCCAAUAGCAAAAUUAGCCUUUUUUUUAAUGAUACUCUUUGAUAUGCAGCAACUUAAAACAAUGCAAACCACUAAUUAUGAAAAGAAACGUGCUGAACAUAUAAUAACCAUUUGUGCUAGAUACACUGUGUGUGCUGUGGUGUAUGGAAGGUCUACUGGAAUAGUGUUCCUGUACACUGCAGAACCCCAACUAAGCUAGAAAGAUGCAUUAACAUGUCGUAUGUCUAUUUCUGUCUGCCAAAAAUAUUUGCUCAAGCGUCCUCUUAUUGUUCAGUUCAGUAUUUGGACAGAUGAACCAAAGGAGUGGAGUGACCAUUACAGUUAGUGACCAAAUAUAUCAGUGCGGGAAGAAGUGAGCUUCUUCCCAAACAAGUAGGAUAAUUAGUUUGGUAAACAAGCAGCGCGGACUUUGUGAAGUCCUUUCGACAGAUUCACGUCAGUUACAGAUCUUUUUAAUGAGUGCUGUUGGAGCCGAGUUUAAAUCCACAGGUUUGAAGACUCAUAGCCGUGUUGAGUUUACUAAACUCAACACAAUGCUGCUCACUAAAUAGAAAAAAACAUUGUGUUGUUCUAUACUUUUCUUCCUGUCAACAAAUCCCAUGAAAAGACCAAACAACAAUCUGUUUGUUUGACGAUGUAAAUCUUUAAAAAAUGACUCGAUAAAUAUAUAGUUUCCUUUUUUAAGGGUCAGUGAUUUUCUUAUAUAUCUGGGAUAUUAGAAAAUGCCAUCCAAACAAGAGAAAAAGUGUUGGGGCUGUUUUCUACUGUAGAUACUGUAGAGUAUUUAUGCCACCAGGAUGGUAGAUUGACUCAAAAUAAGCGACAGUGCCCAUGUUCCUCUUAAUGAAGGAUCAUGUCAUCAUUUAUAUGUUUUAAUCUUGUUUUUGUUUUUUUAUGUCACGGGGAUUUGUGGGAUUUAUUGACAACAAGAAAAACAGAAUAUUGUGUUGAACCACAAACUUGGUGAUGCACAAGUCUGAAGAUGUAAAAAGAUUCACUAAUAGCGCCUUGACGAUUGUGUGGAGGUAUGAAACGUCUUCAUGUCUUAGAAAGGUAUUCACAAAAGCACGCACAUCCAGAUGAUAAAUUCUGGGGGCUGGACGGACGAGCGUGUAAAAAAGGGAAGAAAUAGAGUCUGCACUCUAUAUAAUGCUUCAAUAAACAUUUAAUUGAGAGUGAUAAUCAAUUAACUGUUCAUGGUAACAUUAUCUAGAGUGAAGACUGUAUUUCUUCCAUCUUUUACAUUUUUAUGUCCUCUUUUUCGCACCUCAUCUUUAAUAUCUUCUCUUUUUGCAUCCUCAUGGGAGGACACGAUGAAUCUGUCCUCUGAGAGUAGGUGAAGCCUAGGGAUCAUCCUGUUGACUGAGAAAGCUGCUUUUUUACAAUAGUCUUUUAAUAAGUUAGUUUAUGAUACAGAUCAAAUGCUUUGACCUGGAAGUAAAUAUUUUUGCAUUGUGAGGUGGCAACCUCUGUAAGUGUGUGUAGGUACUCUUUAUGUCUUUUCUCUCUUUCUCUUAUAUCGACUGUUUUUACUUGGCUCUUUUUCUUUUCCUUCACCCGCCCCCCAAGAAGACAUACACACACAUUACACCCUGCCCACUCAAAGGAGAGGAGUUUUUAUAUUUGUCAGAUAUGUUUUAAUGUCUAUAUUUUCUUGGAACAUAUUAAGCGCUUGUGUUUUAUAGAGAAGUGUUGUUGUAGACUGCAUUUAAUCACAUCUAACUGUCAUAUAACUAUUUUGCAUUUGACAAGAGAAUUUGACUUUGUCGUAGUUGUGAGGCGUGGAUGUUUGCGCGUGUGUGUCUGUGUGUUCAUGAAUGUGUGUGUAUGGUUGUGUGUUUUGCGAUCGUGCCUUUGAAUGUGUCAUUCUUGUCUCUAAUCCCUUGUCGUAAAAAUUACUUUUUAUAUAAAAACAAAAAAGAUAGUAAUUUAUCUAUUAUCUAAAGAACAUGUAAUUUAUUUUCUCGUUUUAAGAAGCUGUAGCAAUUUUUUUUGUUACCACCAGAGUUUAUAAGAAUGUUAUCGUUGGUACACAGAUUUUUUUAUCGUGCAAAAACAAAACAAAAAUGAUUAUUAUUUCAAAGCUUCAUUUUCAAUAAAAACAACACAGAAAUUAA
Molecule: messenger RNA, 6426 nt
Organism: Cyclopterus lumpus (lumpfish)
Lineage: Eukaryota; Metazoa; Chordata; Actinopteri; Perciformes; Cyclopteridae
Gene: adamtsl4
Product: ADAMTS-like 4
Exons: 17
Coding region: 375-3944 (1189 amino acids)
Biological process (GO): extracellular matrix organization
Cellular component (GO): extracellular matrix
Molecular function (GO): metalloendopeptidase activity
Source: RefSeq, a predicted model, not a curated record